CCCUGUAUCAGCAGCUCGGGCUGCAGCGCUCCGGGACCGUGGCUUUCUCCGGGGGCUGGAACCAGCCCCUGGGGCAGCCCCGGGCUCUGCCGACACCAGCUCUUGAGCCGCAAACUCCAGGAUUUCUGAUUCUCAAAACCCAGCGUGGUCUCCAGAUGGAACAAGGGGAAGAGCUGUGGGUCCCAAAUCUCCAGGGUGCUGAGGAAACGGAGAGUCCAAGAGGCUCAUGGGCAGGGUUUCAGUUUCCUAAACUUCAGAGGAUCCCUUGGAUGGAGCAAGAGGAAAAGCCAUGUGUCCUGGAUCUCCAGGUCUCCUCGGAAGAGGAGAUCCCAAGUGAUGCUAGCACAGCAGGUGACGGGAUGGUGAGCGAGAACGAGGAGGAGAACCUUCAGCAGAAAAGUCCCGAGCCAGUGGAACUGCACAGGUCGGUAGCAGGAGAAUGUGAAGGGAACGUUUCCCAAAGCCCUGACGAGGGAGAGGCCUGUGAGAGUGAGGACAGGUCAGAAGAGCAGCAGGUGGAGAAACUAGCUGUGCCCAGUCCCUGGGAGUGCAGCUACCAAGAGCUUGGAGAUGCCCAGCAGGCCCUGCAGGUGGGUGGGAAGCAGAACAUCUGUGCCGAAUGCGGGAAGCACUUCUCCCGGCGCUCGCACCUCAUCAUCCACCAGCGCAUCCACACAGGUGAGAAGCCCUACCAGUGCUCCGAGUGCGGGCGCCGCUUCAGCCAGAGCUCCACAUUGAUCAGCCAUCAGCGCACCCACACAGGCGAGAAGCCCUACACCUGCCCCGACUGCGGGAGGAGCUUCAGCCAGAGCUCCACGCUGCUGACCCACCACCGGCUGCACACUGGGGAGACGCCCUACAAGUGCCUGGACUGCGGGAGGAGCUUCAGCCAGAACUCCACCUUCAUCAUCCACCAGCGCACCCACACCGGCGAGAAGCCCUACACCUGCCCCGACUGUGGCAAGAGCUUCAGCGUCAGCUCCUACCUCAUCACACACAACCGUAUCCACCGCGGCGAACGCCCCUACAAGUGCCCUGCCUGUGGGAAGGGCUUCAUCGACAGCUCCACCUUCGUGCGGCACCAGCGCACCCACACAGCAGAGAAGCCCUACCGCUGUGCCGACUGUGGCAAGAGCUUCAGCCUCAGCUCCUACCUUGUGAAGCACCGCACCCUGCACACGGGUGAGCGACCCUACAAGUGCACCGAGUGCGGCAAGCGCUUCGGCGAGAGCUCGGACCUGUUGCGGCACCACCGCACCCACACUGGCGACAGGCCCUUCCAGUGUGCCCAGUGUGGGAAGAGCUUCGGGGAGAGCUCCACGCUCACCCGUCACCAGAGGACCCACCUGGGCAAGGAUAUCUCUGAAUGUGAGAAAACCUUUUCUUGGAGGUCAGAGCUGCUAAUCCACCAGAGACUGCAUACGGGAGAGAAACCCUACAAAUGCCUCGACUGUGGGAAAAGUUUCACACGAAGCUCAAACCGUAAUGCUCAUCAGAGGAUCCACACAGGAGAUAAGCCCUAUAAAUGCACUGAGUGUGGGAAAAGCUUCAGCCAAAGCUCACACCUGGUGAAACAUCAGCGGCUGCACGUGGGAGAGAAGCCCUACAAGUGUACGAAAUGUGGAAAAAGCUUCAGCUGGAGCUCAGACCUUAUUGUUCACCAGAGAAUCCACACAGGAGAGAGACCCUAUAAAUGCCUCGACUGUGGGAAAAGCUUCAAUCGGAGCUCGAACCUUAACACGCAUCAGAGAGCCCACAUGGGAGAGGGCCCCUACAAUUGCACCGAGUGUGGGAAAAGCUUCAGUUACUGCUCCUCCUUCAUUAGACACCAGAGAACCCACACAGGAGAGAAACCCUACAAAUGCACCGAGUGUGGGAAAACCUUCUUCGAGAGUUCGGCCCUUAUCAGGCACCAGAGGAGCCACACUGGAGAGAUGCCCUACAAAUGCACCGAGUGUGGGAAAAGCUUCUUCGAGAGCUCAUCUCUUAUCAAGCACCAGAGGAUCCACACCGGAGAGAAGCCCUACAAAUGCCCUGACUGCGGGAAGAGCUUCAAGCAGAGUUCAUCCCUCAUCAAUCAUCUGAGGACCCACACCGGAGAGAAACCUUACAAAUGCACCGACUGUGGGAAAAGCUUCACCGUGAGCUCCGCUCUGAUUAGACAUCAGAGGAUCCACCUAACAUAUGCAGGGGAGAGGCCCAACAUCUGCAUCGAGUGUGGGAAAAGCUUCACCCAGAGCUCAGACCUUACGAAUCAUCGGAGAAUCCACACUGGGGAGAAACCUUAUAAAUGCAUCGACUGCGGGAAAAGCUUCAGCAUCAAUUCAAACCUUAUCCGUCACCAGAGAACCCACACUGGGGAGAGACUCCACAGCUGCUCUGACUGUGGGAAAAGCUUCACAGACAAGUCGACCCAGACCCAGCACCAGUGCGUCCACAUGGGUGAGAAGCCCUAUAAAUGCAUCGACUGUGGGAAGAGCUUCAGCCGCAGCUCCCAUCACAAGAGGCGCCUGAGGAGCCCUCCAGGGAAGAAGCAGGACAAAUGCACCCAGCGGGACAGCGCUGCCAUUGGGAAGGUUAAAAAAACUAAAACAUCAAAGAAGAAAACCUCGACCAUUGAGAUCCCCAUCACAUGUGCCGAGUGCUGGCAAAGCUUCAGCCAGAACUCGGACCUGGUCAAGCACAUGAGGAUCCACACAGGAGAGAAACCCUAUGAGUGCACUCACUGUGGGAAAUGCUUCAAUGUCAGUUCAAACCUGAUCAGACACCAGAGGAUCCACACGGGAGAGAAACCCUACACAUGCUCUGACUGUGGGAAAAGCUUCACUGACAAAUCUACCCUGACCCAGCACCACCGGAUCCACACGGGAGAGAAGCCCUAUGAGUGCAUUUACUGUGGGAAAAGCUUCAGCCGCAGCUCCCACCACAAGAGGCAUCAGAGAACCCACACAGGAGAGAACCCUGUGUCCUUCCUGCCUUUAUGGCCCUACCCAACUCAAGCAUGUUAGGGGUUUGGGGAGGGAAGGAAAGUCCAUCAUAGCAGCAGGAGGCAGUAGCUAGAGGAGAUUGGAGCUGCGUGCUUGUGGGAUCUGCUUUCUGGGGGUUAGUGGGAUGGUGAGUAGUGGGAGGGAACUGGUAAGGCUUUUUAGCAGGGAUUGUUAGGGGAGGGUGCUGGUUCUUGGGAGAAUUGGUUGUUUUAGUGGUUGGGACUAGGGCUGGUCAGUGACGGGUUGGUGUUGGGAGGGCGAGUAGCUGGUAGGAUAAGGGGUGUGUGUGUGUCUUGUUAAAUUUUUACUAUUGGCCUGUGUAGAAUGGAUUGUAGGUUUCUUGCCAUUUCCAGGUAGGAUGAGUGUCUACGCCCCUGAGAACAGCAGUGGGACUAACCCAGACUGGGCUCACUAUGGCAGAGGCCACGGGGACUGAAUGGGGUGCUAGAAGUGGCUCUUCCAGGCGAGGACUGCGGCACAGCUUUCACGCUGUGUGUACCAAGGGCCUCUCUCCAGCAGCAGCACAUUCACAUCUCUUUUAAACUAGUUUCGGUCAAAGGCAAAUGAGGCCAGCUCCCACUCUGGUGUUAGGAGAGUCUCAUUUCUACCUUAAACAGCCUGCUCAGUUACUACCGUUCCGUUCCUUUCUCUUCUGGAGUAGAUAUGGCUGUGCUAGCCCAGCAGUCGUACAUGGGGACUCUGUAUGCGCUGUAGAACAAAUAGCGAUUAACAAAAUGUUUAAACCAAAAAUCAUUUCCA
This is a messenger RNA of Trachemys scripta elegans, 3746 nucleotides long. RefSeq names its product zinc finger protein 239-like. Gene Ontology annotation, molecular function: DNA-binding transcription factor activity, RNA polymerase II-specific; RNA polymerase II cis-regulatory region sequence-specific DNA binding. The transcript is spliced from 7 exons. The record is from RefSeq and is a predicted model, not a curated record. Lineage: Eukaryota; Metazoa; Chordata; Testudines; Emydidae. Gene Ontology annotation, biological process: regulation of transcription by RNA polymerase II. The coding region runs from base 156 to 3008 and encodes 950 amino acids.